This is a messenger RNA of Penicillium odoratum, 348 nucleotides long. RefSeq lists its product as uncharacterized. The record is from RefSeq and is a predicted model, not a curated record. Bases 1 to 348 code for a protein of 115 amino acids. NCBI's taxonomy places the organism in Eukaryota, Fungi, Ascomycota, Eurotiomycetes, Eurotiales, Aspergillaceae. The transcript has a single exon.
AUGGCGAUUGUCUCUUCAAUGGAAAUGGAGGAGCGGCUGGCGAACAGCAAGGACGACCACAGUUUAACAUCGCUCUGGUGGAAACUGGUUGAACUGUGUAAUGCGACGGCGCCCUUUGGCAUUUUCCCUCGACUUGGGAGCUUCCUCGAUCUGCUCGAUGGCAAGAUAGUUCCUGACGCUGGUGAGGGGAUUAUUGGGCAAGAAAAUGAGAACGAGAAGCAGUCCCGUCGUGUCAUUGAUUCCACCGAUCCAGUCCCUGUCUCCCUCUCCUCCACCAUUCCAUCGAGGGAUUCUCAGGAUUUCCGUGUCUUCUUCACAGGACUGUUGAUGUAUUUUGGGGCUAACUGA